CUAAGCCGACUGCAAAAAAAGAACAGGAAACAAACUGAAAGACAAAGGACAGUUAAUGCAUAGGAUAUACUAGAACAGAACACAGAGAACAUAUACUUAUAUAUUGUGUGUUAUUAUAACACAAUGGCAUCAGUCCUAAAAAAGGCAAGAAAAAAUGAAGCUUUUACUGUUCUCAUUCGAAUGUGUGACUCUUUUGUUAGAACUCCAGAAAAUAUUAUCUGCCCUUUAAUGAAAGCUAAGGAAUCUCUGCGUAUUUUGUACAAACUUCAGGAACACUUGUUAAGAAAUAUUGUUAGUGAAUCAGGAGACAAAUUUGGACUGUUAUUAUCCAGCAUUAAUUGGAUUCCCCUCAGUGACAAGAAAACAGAUACAGAAGGCAACAUUUUCAUACGUUAUACAUCCUCAAAGCCUUUGGAAGAGAACCAGUUCAGAUGUUACAGGGAGCAAGUGAAAUUAAGAUUACAACAACUGGGUAUACAACAUAUCUUAAUCCAUCAACUGGAAAAUCAGUUAACAGUUUCACAGCCACUAAUUUCAGAAAUUGACUUCAAGAUCCACAAGCUGAACUUACUGUAUAAAAUUCUUCAGGAAAAAGCAGAAUCAUUUCCCAUUGAACUGCAGAGCAUAGGAACACAACUAUCUGAGUUACAGGAAAGCAGAAUUAGGAUUGCCAUUUUAUCACACAACGGUACAGGAAAAAGUUACGUUCUUAAUCUACUGUUCCUACUGACUGCAGAAACAUUGGAAGAAUACCAGAAAAACAAAGCAAGAGCUCUUCCAAAGGACAUUGCAGGAAAUCCAACAGUCAGAAUAGUCAAAGAGGAACAUUUUGCAAACCUGCCAGAGGUGAUUAAAGACUUCAUUACAGAGAUUAAUGAUGAUGAGCAAGACUUCAAGAAUUUAAUGCAACCUUUGUGCAGUGAGUUAAACUUUACCAGCCAAGAGGAGCUGAGAAAAACUCAAGAUUCUUUUGACACACUUGAUGGCUAUUUUACUGAAGACGAACAAAUCAGUAUUGAACCUUAUUUGCUCCCACAAAAAGAUAUUACUGGUGCCUAUUUAUCCACAACAAAAUGUGUAAUCCAUUUGAGGUAUGGCGCUUCUUUUCAGAUGAGAGUGGAUUAUUUUAAUGAGAGAGAACUGCAAACACAACUUUUUGAGCUGGUAUCCUUAAACACGGUAUAGUAUAACAUUGUCAUUUUAAUAUAAAAUAUUGAUAAAUAUAAUAAAAUUGUCUCUUCUCAAAAUUACACACAACUUCACUCCAAAAACAGGG
This is a messenger RNA of Bombina bombina (fire-bellied toad), 1276 nucleotides long. RefSeq lists its product as uncharacterized. The coding region runs from base 124 to 1185 and encodes 353 amino acids. Lineage: Eukaryota; Metazoa; Chordata; Amphibia; Anura; Bombinatoridae. The record is from RefSeq and is a predicted model, not a curated record. The transcript is spliced from 7 exons.